Messenger RNA from Branchiostoma floridae (Florida lancelet), 9098 nucleotides. RefSeq names its product centrosome-associated protein CEP250-like. The transcript has 17 exons. The record is from RefSeq and is a predicted model, not a curated record. Gene Ontology annotation, biological process: regulation of autophagy. Bases 243 to 7883 code for a protein of 2546 amino acids. NCBI's taxonomy places the organism in Eukaryota, Metazoa, Chordata, Leptocardii, Amphioxiformes, Branchiostomatidae.
AACACGUUUAAAUACAUCAUGCACACUAUAGACGACGGAAGUGAACCGUAUAGACGUACGCGGCACACGCCCGUGUGACUGCCCCGUGAAUGGGUAAUGAUUUCGCGCGGAUGACGUCACGGGUUGGCUAGGCCGACCCAUUGUGCGUGAGGCGAGUCCUACAAUGGCGGCGGCGGCGGCGAACACCAGGUAACAUCUGCCGUGCCGUGUGUGCAUGUUUGUGUGUUGUUGUGCCGAGAACAAUGGGGGACAGCAGCGAGAGGAGGGCGGCUUGUGGGCGGUACGACCCGCAACCAUGGCGGAAAGACAGGUGCAGGGUUUGUUUCCGGACACGCGAGGAUCACGGCCUACUGGGCGAUGAUGUAGACGGUGGCCUCAUGCCUGUGGAAUUAGCGGGAACUCCCGAGGGUGGACCGGCUGCUGAGAUAGCGGGUAGAGAGCAGAUUCCGAGUCCGCACCAGCAGCUGCCGCCUUUUUUGGAGAACCGCGGCGUUGAGAACGACCCUUCGGGAGGCAUGCUGCUUUCCCCCGAGGGAUCCAGCGUAGGCGAUCCGGAGGAGGACCAGGCCAGCACGGACCUGGAGACCAGCUCGGCCGAGGAGAACGGUAGCACCGAGCGGAUAGACAGACAGAUGAAGAAGGACACAGACGCCCCACCCCCUCGGGUGAAGCCACGGUCAGGCGCGCACAGCUCCAAACCCUGGCGGCAGAACUCAGCCUCCACCAGGAAGAAGCUUCGCACGGCGGACGAAGUGAUGGUAAAACCAGGUGACGUCACGAAGAAAUUAUCUAAAGGAGGCCAUAUUGGCAAACCGUCCACCGUUCGCGGGAACUUUGAGAGAGGAGGGGGGCUAAGUCUAACCAGCACUUACACCCGCUCGUCUCUGACUAAAAGUCCGGCUGUUUAUAGAAAGGAGAACGGUGCCAGAACGUUAAAUACGGACACCGCUGGCAAAGGUACAACCGGGAUAUGGAGUUCUGGGGGUAAACAACAGUCCUGGCAUACCACUGGGUCAGUCAAAGCCAAGCCGGACGGCAAGCCGGCGGGAGACGGAAUCUAUCUCACCGAGAGGUAUCGCGCGAAGGCCCGAGCACAGGCGAGCAGAGGUACACGGGGUUCGGACGAGAAGCUCAACAACUACCUCAGGAGUCCCGACUCCGACCGAGGGCCGAGCACCUCGCCCGACGGCGGCCGGAGAUCCCCGAGCUCACCCGAAGACAGGAACGCCAAGGUCGGGGACGACAUUGCAGAGGAGAACUCCCGACUUAAGGCGGAGAUUAAGGAACUGAAGCUGGAACUUGAAGAAAUGCAGGACUCGUUUCGAGAAGAGGAAUUUGAGCAGUUUCGGCAGCUGCAGCGGGAGCUCGAACAAACUUCCCGGAACUGCCGCAUCCUGCAGCUGCGCCUGCGCAAGGCUGAGAAGAGGAACGAGCAGGUGGAGGCGGACCGCGGGAACUACAGCCGGGUCAGGGAGAUCGAACAGGACCUCAAGGUCGCGAAAGAUGUGUCCGUCCGUCUGCAUCACGAGUUGGAGCAGGUGGAGGAGAAGCGGUCCAGAGUUGAGGAGCAGAACCAACAUCUUAGACACAAACUCGUCAAGUCCGAGACGUCUCGGCAAGCCCUGAAGGGGGAAGUCGAGAAACUCAGGAAACAGAUACAGAAGGCAAAGAACCACAACAAAGGCUCCGAUACGGAAGACGCUUCCUCGGCAGCCAUCCAGGCGACCAGUGCCGAGGCACAGUCUGACGUGCGCCGGCAGCUCGAGCUCGUUGAGGAGGAGACCAACCUCAUGCGGCAGUCUCUCGUCGAGGUUGAAAAAGACAGAGACGGUCUACAGUUUCAGCUAGAACAGUAUAAAAGAAAGUACGGCGAGUUCGAAUCGUCUGAGAGCGAGCAAGCCGAGCAGUCAGAAUGCAGCAACAUUAGUAAAGAAGCUCAGUUAAAACUGAAGCUUAAACUAGUAGAGGAAGAGGCGACAACAUUAGGACGAAAACUGAUAGAAAUGGAAGUGAAGAACGAAAAAAUUGGUGCGGAGCUUCAAAAGUACCGCGGCAGGUGUAAGAACAUGUCCGCUUCGAGUAGCGAAUCAGAGGCAAGCUACCCGGAAAGCGACAUGCCUGAAAACGUGGAAGAACUUCGAAGACAGCUACAGUUCCUUGAAGAAGAGGCUGACGUCUUACGCAGGACCGUUUCAGAUCUGGAGGAGCAGAACCAAAAUCUCAUGGCCCAAGUCUCGCGAUACCAGGCCGAGAAGAAGGCCGGUAACCUUCGACCUCGAGGUAAAGAUGGCGGCCAGGAUCUGAAAGCGAGGCUAAGGCUUCUCGAAGAAGACAAUUCUAUACUAAAACAGAAACUUGCUGCGAUGGAAUAUGAUAACAGAAUUUUAGUAUCAACGAUUCAGAAGUAUGAACUUGAAAUUAAAUGUGCAAAAAGCGCGAAAACACCAGACUCAGGCAGCAAAGAGGACAUCAACAAAAAACAGCUCGAAGAGGAGGUGACCUUUCUGCGGAACAAACUCGCGGACAUGGAGGGGAGGAACGAAGAUCUCGCGAGAAUUUGCGAGGAUAACGAGCACGACAUGGCGGCUGCCCGGAUGGAGAAGGACAUGGAGAAGCAGAUCAGUGAGUUCCAGCGGCUGGAGGAGAUGUGCCUGCUGGAGCAGAACAUAGAGGAACUACAGACCCAUUUAGAGUACCUUCAAACCUGCCUUGACCAGAAGGACGAGGUCUGUAAGCGACAGGAGAAAGAGCUCACUGUCAUGGCGGAAGAACUCAGAAUCCUCAAGACUGAAGCGGGACUAAUAAAAGAAGGGGAGGAAGUCCGGUGGCGGAAACAGCCGACCCGUGACGACACCGCCAGUGCCAUGACGCCUCCUAGCGACGAGAAGAAGAAGGGCAAGUCUUCCAAAGUUGGCAGCCCUACCCAGAAGUCUACCAGAAGCAAGGCUCUGAAGGACAUGAUAGCUCAGGACAAGACGAAAACGAACCUCCCUGACAAUUCUGAAGACUGUAACUGUGAGACAAACGGGGAUUCUGGGAUAGUAGAACAACAUGGCGGACGAUCUCGUCUGAUUAUGACGUCAUCAGAGACUACCUCGUCACCAUUGGAACUGGCUGCCGUUGUAAAUGCUGACUUGAAGCAAGUGCCUUUGUCUGGGGAGAAACUACAAAUGUUGCAAGAGAGCCUCUCUAAGGUUGAAGAAACGAGAAAACUGCUCUUGGAUUGCUCAGCGCAAACUUCGGACCUCAAAGAUAAAAACGGCAGUCUCGCAGAUGAUUUGCCUGAUUGGAGCGCCAUCGUGCGUACAGCUGAUGAACUGCAGCAUCACUGUGACCGCUUACACAAAGUGUGUACCGAGUACAGGGCGCUUUGUGAAGAAACUCAGGAACAGAAAAAUGAGAAAGACGACCACCAUGGACAAGCCGAGACAGUACUGCAAUCACUCUACCACCAUUGCGCACUGAUAUCCACAAACAGUUCAAGCUUGCGGCAGCACAUGGCUAGCAUAGAAACAAUGCUAAGCCAAAGCAACAUUUCCGACACCAACGAUGCCCAAAGACCAUCAGAAACACAUCCUGAAACCAUCAAAGAACAACAAAAUCUACUUCAGAUGUAUAGUCGAACAUAUGUGUCCCUGCAGAAUCUUGUGCGGGCUAUAGAGGAGAUGGCCGACUGUUUUGUCCAGCCGGCUGCCGACAGGGACAGAAUUCCGUUCCGGGAAUCUACGAAUUUCCAGGAAUGCAGCGAGAAUUCCAAACUAAUGGUGCCGACUAAAGCUUCUGAAACCGAACCCAAGCAAGACACGAGCGGAAUGGAUCCACAUCGCAAUGAUGUUCCUGAAGCUCCGGAUCCACCGCUUCAAAAUGAUGACAAAGAGGUCCUUGUUGGUAGCAAAGGUUGCUUUUGCCACAAUCGCGAGGAAUGCAGUCAAACCUUCGCUGUUGCCGUCCAGAAUACAACAAAUAGUAUCAAAGAUAGUGACAUAAAUGUGCGUGAGUCGGAACAUCAAACAGACACAGUAGCUGCAGAUGGCGCUUUCGAAAACGUGGAUGGCUCGUCGUCGGAAUCCCAACAUUUAGAAACAAUUUCCUUGUCAAAUUCCGCUGCUGAAGAGGAAGUCGAGGGCCUUGCGCAUUCCUUCAUAACUCCAUCAGUGGAGGUUUACCCAUGUGAACACUUAGACCUAGUUCACCUCUUUGCAGAAAACUUAAAACUUCAAGACGAACUUGAAGUGAGAGAGAUUGAGUGGACUGUUCAGAACUUUCAGCUUUCGUACGAACUUGACCGUUUGCGCGAAUUGUGCACCACCAUCGCUCAACUCGCCUUUUCUGACACUUUAACACCUGGCACGAUCCCUUACGAGAAGGAGGUCCAAGGAAGUGCUUCUCUUAUCGAAGAAACUCUCCAAGAAGGUCGAAUGGCGGAUGCGGAGAUGAAGAAAAUCCUAGAGACGUUGAUGACGCAGGUCAGCGAUGAUCUUGACACAAAUAAAGACAAAAACUGUAAGACGUCUUCUGACGUGGCGUCAGCUAAAGACGAACUGCGAGGCGAGACCUCCGGCAAGAGCGAGGCUCCGAGCGGAGCGACCCAGCGCCACCCCGACCACUGCGAAACCAGAAAACAAGAAGCGGACCGAGUGGAGGCCUCAGGCGAGGCGCGCAGCGACACGGACGGGCAUGAAUUCAUGGAUAUGAGCGAGAAGGGAAGUCUUGAGAUCGACAAUCGUCUUAAAGAGGGUCUGGACGACGAGGAGAAGGAGGAAGACGAGCGAAACGAUGCCAUGGACAUCGAUCAGACCAGCACUAACGAACUGCACGGUGGUCAGGACAAGAACGCGUGGUUGAAGGAAAAAAGAGAGCUGGAGAGGAAAGCACGCGAGGUGGAUGAGAGUCGGGGGCUGCUGUCGGAGUUUCGCGGUUUGUUGGAGGAUCUGAGGACCCAGCUUAAAAAUGAGGAGAAGAGGAAGAAAGACAUCCAUGACCUGUACAUGGCAGAGAAGUCCGCCUGGGACAAUGAAAAGCAACGUCUGGAGGAAAGAAUUAAAGUGGUUGAGACUAAAUCUACACAGCCUCAGGAGCAGAAGCAGAACAAGAUGGCGGAUCUGGGAGACCCGGACAUGGAGCGGUGCCAGAGUGCGCCCCCUGGCGACCCGUACGUGUACAGGACAGAGUUGGUGCGGAAGUGGGAAGAAGAGAAGAAGAAUUUGAUGCACAUGUUUGCGGAGGAGAGGAACCAAUGGCAGGAGCAGUUGAGCAGCAUGCAGUCAAAGAUACACGAGUUCCAAGCCCUGCGCCCGUUCUCACCGGUGUUCGACGACCCCGUUCCAAAGAGGAAGCAGCUGGACAGCUCGGGGUUGACGCAGGCGCAGAAGCACAACGCCAACACGGAGGAGAUCCUCCGGUGGGAGAUCGAGAAGCGACAGCUGAAGAGGACGCUGGACGAGGCUUUAAGGCAAAUUGCCUCCGUUACAGACGACCUCCAGACGUAUAAGGUCAGCACCAUUGGCACUCUUAAAAGGUCGAAGUCUCAGAGUGAUCUGAAGUCCCUCCAGGAUCUGGAUUCCGCCAUGGAGACUCUGUACCACACAAGUGGCGCGUCAUCGGGGUCAGGGUACACGGCGAGCUACAGCAACAGGCAUCCGGACGUGACGUCAGCGGAAACGCUGUGUUCCUCGUCCAAUAAGAACAGGGGAUACUAUCGCUACGCGACGGAGGUUCCCUACAGAGGGCGCGCGAAUGACAUUGGUGCUCCGACAGUUCCUCCGCGCUCAACGACCUUCCGGAUGAUGGCCGAUGGCGAGGUCAAGGCGCAGAAGCCGGUUGAUCGCAAACCCAAGAAGUACAGCAAGAGAAGUCACACGAUGCCUAUACCUGACCGGAGGGAGGUGAACGGGAAACUGAACGGCGACGAUCUGAUGCACCCGUCUCAGUUCAAGGCGCUGAAGCAACUGUUCGAGGCGAGAACGCAGAGUCACGGUCUAAAGCCGAUGAACUUCAUGAACGGUGCGACAGGACCGUAUGUUGUUGUGCCGAAGAGGUCUGUGGGCUAUGGCAAAGAGGAGGAGCAUCCGAAGGGGCGUCUCCCGCUGAGGAAGUUCGAGCAGAUCCGAGGCGAUGCUCCUUCGCCUGUGCCCAUCCUGCCGGGCAGCAGCAUAGUUCCUGUUGGCGCCGUGCCAGUUCUCGGCAUUCCCGUUAGGGGGCUCUCCAAGCUCGUGCGCGAGAAGGAAGCAAUGAAAGCGCAGGCAGAACGGGAUGAAAGGAACGCGAGAAGCGAGAUUGGGAUGAAAGAUUCUGUGUCUUUAGAUUCACCCAGAGACUCGACCGAUAGGUCCACGACGAGCGAGGAGACGUCAGCGACGCAGGAGUUGCUGGACGAGAUUUUGCUGCGGCGAUCGGAAGACCAGCGGACGCCGUCGCCGGCCUCGGAUCGAAGCUCUCCGAAGCUAGUCGCUCAAAACGUGCGCGUGGUGUCUCCUGAGAGGGGACCUCCGUCCUCCGAGCCCUUUGUACCCAAAUCAGCAAGUUCUGGUCCGUACGAAAACGUUGCAUCCUGGCUGGGGCAGUCCACCAGGAUUCAAAAUGUUAGCUUAGCCAAUCACGACUCACCUCUCCACUCUGAAACUCCACUCAAACAGUUGCCGUCCGCGGCUGACCCUUACUCGCGACAUUCUCCUUCCCUUAUUGACACUUACGGAAGCUCAGACAUUGCAUCGAGGCGCCAGCUGCCACAAGACACACAAUCCUACCUGCAUAUGGACAGAUCUAAGAGCGUUGAUUCGCAUCUUUCGAGAGGCCGUCGCGGCGCGGACGACUUUGCUGCAAGGUUGUUAGAAAGUAGGACCAAAACGGAACGAAUCGAGGAAGCUCCGGUAAGACGCCCGGAACGGUUGGUAAAAAGUCCAACGUUCCCCGAUGAGAGAAUGAUGGAAAGGUCAAAGUCGGCGCCGCCUACGAGACAUCUCGACUUCCGGCUGGACGAGCCAGCGCGGCUCACAAGCAAACCUCCCCGGCCGGUGUACACGGAGAGAAUCCGUUCACCUUCACCACCAGGCACACCGUCACGCCUAACCCCUGACCCGGAGAGGUCCAUGUCACCGGUGUCGCCAAACAUGUCGCGCAGGCGCCUUGCAGGUGAGAUCAGCAGCGAUUCCAUCCGGUUUCCCGACGGAGGUACUCUCGCGACCAGAAAACUCGCCGCGGCUGAGGAGCGGUACCGCGAGGGCCAUCGGCUAGCUAGGGCGGCGGAGACCGAAGACGCCGGGGCUGCGGCGUCUGCAUCCUUCGGGAGAGACACGUACCCCGCCCGCAGCAGGCAGGAGCAGAUGCGGUACCAGAUGAACAGGGAGACGGGGAUCCCGGCGCUGGACAGGAGGCUGGCCUCCAUGAGACAGCUCCUACACACAGAGGAUCUUGAGGACAUCCUGACACCCAGCUACCAGAGGUACAAGUCGAACGAGCAGCACCUGAGUUCCUACAGGAGAGAGGAGCAGAGUGGUGCCUUCAGGAGAGAGGAGCAUCACUCAGUGGAGCAUCGCCCAUCCUCUUCCGUCAACGCCAGCUCAUCACGGAGCAGACAGGAGAAGCAACCAAAGAAGAAACCAGAGAGCACAGCUUCAGCUACAAGUAGAGUAAGGAACAGCUCAGAGACAGUAAGGCUCUACCCAGCACCUCGAUUGGACGCUAAAUUCUCCCGACCGCAGCCAGCUAAUCGGAGACUGCCAUCCAGAUGGUCACAAGUCCAAGAUCAUCCAAUGGCAGAUCGGAACACAAACCAGAACGCAACAACAGCAAGCAACGUCCACGUCGCCUCUUCCUCACCACACGUUCCGUUACAGCUGCCUUCCAGAGGGGAAUGGAAGAACAUCAACGAAACUGCGGUUUGAGACCUGCGUCCACACCUUAGGCGUUGCCAAAAAUUACGAUUUGGGACAAAAAGUCUGUCAGUUGAAAUUGUAUAAAAUGCAAAAGUGAAAUAUGAAAUCUUCCAAAUUAUCAUCGAUUUUAAGAUAAAUUAUUAGAACCAUCAGUCUCUAGAGCUUUGUGUAUCAUUAUCAUUAGAAAAAAGAGGUGCUUGUGUUUGCUAUUUAUGUAAUAUUGCUAUACUCUUACAUGAGUGUAUAUAAUACCACAUAAUCGUCUGUAUUUUGAAGAUCAUGUAAAAUGUAUAGAAACAGAAAUAUUUAAUUACAUGCGACGUUUUAUAUACUUAGGUCGCUACUUUUAUAUUAAUCAUGAAUGUUGCAAAGCGACUGUGCCACGUUUCUAUUCAUAGAAUGUAUCACUAAUAGUAAUAGUGUGUUCUUGGAGAAAAAGGCACUGAUUCGGACACUCAAAGAGAAAAAAACGAAAAUCGUACCGUAUAUAAAGAGCUGCAAAUCUUUUAGAUGUCAGUGUAUAUUACUGCCAAUGGAAUAGAGUGAAAAUUGUAGCGUUAAGUAUUUGUAGAAGGAGAAAAGUUUCUAUAAAGAAAAAUAUAGUUUUGACCAGGUUUGGUCCUGUAUGCAAAUGUCCUGUAUCUUAAAAACAGGUGCGAUGAAAAGUACCCAUUGUUGUCACUGAAGCAGUAAUUGAAGUAGGAGUCUGGAAAGUAAGCAACUACUCUGGACAAUAAUGAAACCGCAUGUUAUUUAAAAAAAAUUGCGCCUUUUUGGUGUAUGGAUGUUGUAAUAUAUUGGUAUAUUGUUAAAAAAUGUACGAGGAUGACGUCACUAUGAUGGGUGGCUGUUAGGUGGCUGUAAGCUGCAGAGCAGUUUCAGGAGGAAAAAAAAGAUGGCCGCCCCCAAGGAUGGCGAUUAAAACAAAACAGUUUUUACUGUAAGGGGGAAGGGUGGUAAUAAUGUGCAUGGGCGAGAAAGAGGUUGUUUUACGUCUAUAAAAAGAUAGCAUGCUGUAUGUUAAGGCGUGCACAUCACGCUUGUGGAUAAAGGGUAUAUGAGAGGCGAUAUUCUUGACUGUAUAUAGAACAUUAACAGUAUUUAUGACUGUAUACUGUAAGAAUCGUGGAUAGUUGCUAUUAUAUAGCCUUGAUACCGAUUCUAGACCGUGUAUAUGAUGACGUGGCCACCCUGAAUAUAUGGAAUAAAAUCUGAUAUAGAACA